GGAGACUGUAAGGCACGCUGCACACUAAAUCCGUCCUCACUGUUUCGGCCUACAUUUAUAAAUAAAAAGAGGUGAUUUUGUUUGUAGCUGGAGCAGAAGAAAGGCAGGUUUGGGACAUUUCUGUGGGGAAAUGGUCGCUUAGGUAAAGACUGUGAGGGUAUAUCUGACAAGGCAGCUUUUGCAAAAGGGAAAUUGUUUUUAAGCCCCUGGAAAAUGGGCAAACGUCAUUAUUUUGCAGGAUUUGGAGAAUAAUGUCCCAUAACUUUUUAAUGUAAAGUUUUGAGUAUGUAAAGCUGUGAAUACUUUGAAUUUGAUCAUACAUAGAUACAUCUUUUAGACUAAAAUUAGGAGGAAGUACCAUCCAGCUGACCUAGAAAAAAUAAAUCAAUGCCCUUUUGAAUAUAGGACAGUUUUUUGAUCAAGGUUGGCUUUAACAGUCAGCUGCAACUCAUUUAUCUCUGAUCGCUGCAUCUUUGGAUGUAAUCAUUAAAUUAAAUGUGUUGGAUUUCCCUCCUAAAGAGGUGGCAGAUUUGUAAGUUUGGGGGAAUUUCUUUCGUUUUUUUCCCUCUGCUGCAUGGCAGCAUCAAGAGGUCUGGUAUAAAACGAUUGUCAAUCCCACAGUAGCCACUUUACUGUCAGUUAGAGAGGUCAGACAGCAGGGAGGCUCAGAGUGCAAGGAGACGCACAGCAACACCAGACUGCAGUGUGUCGUAGUUGAGUCGGUUGGCCGGGUCGCUGCUGCUUGCUGCUGCCGUUGCUGGGAAACUUCCUGAGCUUCUAGAGCGGCUCUGAAGGAUGACCGCUGCACGGCUCGCUGCUGAAUCCCGGUGAAUGAACGGCGUCUCAUGUCCAAAGGGCGGAAGCAUGGCUCAUGGCAAAGUGACCAUCACAGUGGACGAGUACAGCUCCAACCCCACACAGGCCUUCACGCAUUACAACAUCAACCAGAGCCGCUUCCAACCUCCGCAUGUCCAUAUGGUGGACCCCAUUCCUUAUGACACUCCCAAGCCGGCGGGGCACACCAGGUUUGUGUGUGUUUCGGACACACACUCGCGUACAGAUGGCAUCCAGAUGCCCUACGGCGAUGUGCUCCUGCACAUGGGCGACUUCACUGAGCUUGGCCUGCCAUCUGAGGUUAAGAAGUUCAACGACUGGCUAGGUGGCCUCCCGUAUGAGUUUAAGGUGGUGAUCGCCGGGAACCACGAGCUGACCUUUGAUAAAGACUUUAUGGCCGAGCUGAUCAAGCAGGAUUACUACAGAUUCCCUUCAGUCUCCAAACUCAAACCAGAGGACUUUGACAAUGUCCAGUCACUCCUCACAAACUGUGUGUACCUACAGGACUCGGACGUCACCAUAAAGGGUUUCCGGAUAUAUGGGGCACCGUGGACUCCGUGGUUUAACGGCUGGGGGUUCAACCUGCCUCGGGGUCAGUCUCUGCUGGAUAAAUGGAACCUCGUCCCCGAGGGCAUCGACAUUCUGAUGACCCACGGACCUCCACUCGGUUUCAGAGACUGGGUUCCUAAGGAGCUGCAGCGGGUCGGCUGUGUGGAGCUGCUCAACACAGUCCAGAAGAGGGUGCGACCCAAACUUCAUGCCUUUGGAGGCAUACACGAAGGGUACGGGAUCAUGACGGACGGCUACACGACGUUCAUCAACGCGUCGACGUGCACAGUCAGCUUCCAGCCCACCAACCCCCCCAUCGUGUUCGACCUGCCCAAUCCCUCCAGCUCCUGAGACCAGAGGAACUGGGGUUGGGGGAGGGGGGGACUGCGGGCUGGGUUAACUACUUCUUUUCUAUAAAUAUGUCAAAUUUAAAAGUAAAAAAAAAAAGAAGAAAAAAAUCUAAGUGUUUCUUUGCAAAUUUUUUGCUCUUCUCCAGGCUGUUUGUUGAGACGGAGAAGAUUUGAAGAUGUAUGGGGUGGGGGGUGGGAGGGAGGUUCGUCAUGGAGAAUUAAAGGAGAAUACCGGUGUGUUUUUUUUAUUAUUAUUAUUAUUAUUAUUUUCAACAUUCCCGCUCAGAUUCCCUCUGUCAGCUUAGCUGCAGAUUUCAGGGUCUGUUUGGAGAAAGGGAGGUAGUCCAUGAAGAAUCUUUUAUUUUCAUAUUUCAGUGAGCGAUGCUUCAUCUCACUGUGUUUUCUGUCAGGAAUGAGAAGAAAUAAAAACGUGUUGCCUUAGUGCAGAAUGCUAGGCCAUGAUUUCAACGCACAAGUUGACAAAUGGGAAACUUUUUGACCACAGGAAACUUGAUCAAAUGCAAACAGACCACGAGGAAAAUUUUCUCCUCUGCCUUCCUCAGAAAACUAUCACUAGCUAAACCUUGUCAGUUAAAAGCAGUUCAUUUGUAAAGUCCCGUCUGACGCCGGUGUUCUCCUUUUCAAAGGGGUUUUGUGGUUAAACAAUCUUGCUCUUGAUAAAUAUUGAUCAGAUCUGUAAGAUAAAUGAUGCUUUGUGAAUUUGUACAAUUUCUGUACGUUUUGGUUUGCGUUGGCCAGACAAUGGAUGCCAUGAUUUCAUGUUGUCAUAUUUUGUGUUAAGUUUUGGUUUUUUUUUUUUUUCCAUUUUGAUUUCUCGUCAGUUCUUUUACUUCUUGGCUGACAGGGACGCUGCCUUAAACUAGCUUUAAUGUUUUCAGCUAGAGCCCCACUCUCUGCGAGCUCAGAGAAAAGUCCUUAUUUAUUACCCAUCAUCCCCGCAGAGCAACACCGAACUAACGCAGGGACGGAAAGCUAUCCAUCACAGCCUGAAUUUUCACUUUGCAUCUACCCGCAAUGGAUUUCUGAUCUAAUUUGGAAAAUGUAUGUAUAAAAAAAUUAUAUAUAUAUUAUAUAUUCAUGUUGUAAAACAUCUGUACUAAAAGUUGUGUUUGACAAAAAAGAAGAAGAAAAUUAGGUGCAUUUUUUUCCGUAUGCACCUGAUGUUUCUCCUAUCAAAAACUCUUCAGAAGUUUCUUUAAUGUUUUUUGUAACAAAUCUCCCUGUAGGGUAGAAAUUCAUUUUGAAUGAGAGAGGAAGAUUUGUCAGUCACAAUCCAACAGGUGUCGAUUGUUCCCAACAACGCACCUGCCUAAACAUGGUUAAGUUGUCCUUUAAAGUGUAAAUCUUAUAGUAUUUGUUUUUUAUUGCUUUUUUUUUUCCUAAUUUUGCACUGUGUGUAAAUGCAAUCUUGCUAGCACAAAAAAUGUUGCCAAUAGUUGUCUCAACUCGUCUCAGCAGCUGUAAAUGCUCUUUUCGUGCUCUGUUCCUCUCUCACUCUUUCUCUGAUUGUAUCCCUCUUCAUGGAAAUGUUAGUUCUCUUUCAGUUCAUUGUGAUAUAUUUAGCUGCCUUUAUAUGCAAAUAAAAUUGCAAGAUUUUUACUUAUGAAA
This is a messenger RNA of Melanotaenia boesemani (Boeseman's rainbowfish), 3362 nucleotides long. It is a transcript of the gene mpped2a, whose product is annotated as metallophosphoesterase domain containing 2a. The coding region runs from base 832 to 1734 and encodes 300 amino acids. The record is from RefSeq and is a predicted model, not a curated record. The transcript is spliced from 7 exons. Gene Ontology annotation, molecular function: hydrolase activity. NCBI's taxonomy places the organism in Eukaryota, Metazoa, Chordata, Actinopteri, Atheriniformes, Melanotaeniidae.